CUUGCGCUACGGGUGUUCACUUUCUGCGUGAAUCAUCUUUCCUUAAUAUUUUGGAAAUUAGCCGCUUUCAUCACAUUAUCCAGUUAUCCAUAGUCAACAAGGAUUGUAUUGUAUCAACUGGAACAACAUAUAGCAUUCACUCGUGAAAUCUACGUCAAGAAUCCUCGGAUACCAUAUCUAACUACGUGGAACUCAGGACUUUAUCCACAGCAAACUCUGUAAAGGAAAGUCUGACUUUUUAUUUUUGCAAUAUAAAUCUGUUUAUCGUUGUUGUUUUGAUACUUCGAUAAUACAGCUAUCUUAUUUUCAUAUCCUCAAGACUUUUUUUCCGGAAAUUGUGAAGUUUCUUAUUUCUGUAAUGGUUAAGUCUAUCAAACGUGUAAGUACCGUUAAGAGACUGAGAUCUAAUACUAGUCAGCCAUCUGAAGGCCUCAGCUCCGUUGACAAUUCUACACUGUUUACACCAGCCAUACCCAGAGUUAUGGUAUCUGAUAUCAUGGAGGAAUUAGCAGAGAAUGCGGCUUGUAGCAAAAAUGAUUUACUGACACUUCAGAAGUCAAUAGCAGAACUACAGAGCAAGUUUGACAGCAUUAUGCCUCUCACGCAACUGUGUGACCCACCACAAAACAUCUGUUUUGAAUCACUAAUCAAAUCCGAGCGCAUAAUUGACUAUUUGGCUGAAGAAGCUGUUAAGAGGAUUAUGUCUUCACAUAACGUCUUGGCCUAUAACAUUCCAGACAGAGAGCCGAUUGCCAAACUUAAGAAUUCGUGUCUAAAGGCUUGUAAUAUGUCGUUGACAGAAUGUCAGGUUUUGCGUCUUCGUAAGAAAUCUGCAAACCACCCGUGUCCUGUGCUUUUCAAGUUUAGGUCUACCGAAGAAGCCAGGAAUUUUCUGAAAUCGGGUAAGAAAAUAGGCUCUUCAACACCAUACACUAACAUUAGGGUUGCACCUGAUUUAACACCAUGCCAAAGGCGAUGCCGCUCAGGAACAGUGAACCCUGAUAACUCUAAUAGGAUAACUGUAGAUGAUGUUCCGUGCGUUAUUCCGUCUAUUGAAAUAUCUGAUCACGGCAUGCAACAGACAUUUUCGCAGGUAGUGGCUAAUGUUAGCCAAGCAUUAUAUAACGAUAUUGAUGCAGACACUGAAAUGGUGGACAUAGAUGAGUCAACGGGAAAUAAUGUUGAAAUACAUCGUUUUCACACUGACGCAAAAGUCAAGACACCGAAACCAUCAAAACCCAUCCCACUGGUGGUCCAACCAUUGCCUUAUAAGUCAGUUACUCCUCUGUCUGACAAUCCACACUCUGUAAAGCACCAGUCGAAUGUAGCCACCCAAGUUGGCAAGUUUUCUAGGCGUUAUGACAAACGUCCCAUUUCCAUUAAGAAAACUAAAGCUCAUGAGGUGUUCAAGCCACAGAAACCCUACAUAGCAUGUGCUGACUGCCCUGUUAGCCAUCAUCAGCCAGAUAAUCAUAAGAUAGGGGAAAAAGAAGUAAAUAAAUUAAAUACUAAACCCGGAGCAAGAAAGCUCUUUGAUAAGAAAGAGACGAAAGCACCUGUAGGCCUUCUUUGUAAGAGAAAGUCAAAUAUGGUAGACGAAGCUCCUAGGGGUAGGCCUAAUUGGUGCCAAGUGGAAAGCCAAUUUUAUCGAAUCCCUAAUUCUAGACAAACAGCACAGCAAAGUAGUAGGUAUUGUUCUGCACAUCCACUACGUAAACCCCUUGUCAACCAGCCCACUUCUAAUAUUCUGUCUACUGAAAGUUAUAGAAAAUACCCCAAACAUCGGCCACAGACCACAUUUAGCAAGCCAACAGAACCCAUUCAUAUAUCUUAUGUGUCUAGUGGGGAGCAUGUGCCGAUUUCUGCACAAAACUUGCCAUGGUCUGAUGAAUACCAGAAACAGAUACCAACACUUCAUUCUUAUACUGGCAACAAAUUACCGAAUACACAUAUCGGUUAUACCUUAGGGCAGGAUUUUCACCAGCGUCAGUUAACAGAAACACCUGGAAUCAUGCAUAUAGCACGCAUGAUAUCGGAUCAAUUCCUUGCUGGCAUAGCGAACAGUCUACAGCUAGGGCAAGGCAUAUUUCCCGGGAGAUAG
Molecule: messenger RNA, 2101 nt
Organism: Trichobilharzia regenti
Lineage: Eukaryota; Metazoa; Platyhelminthes; Trematoda; Strigeidida; Schistosomatidae
Source: the annotation of a GenBank genome assembly